Molecule: messenger RNA, 864 nt
Organism: Cryptosporidium muris RN66
Lineage: Eukaryota; Apicomplexa; Conoidasida; Eucoccidiorida; Cryptosporidiidae
Exons: 2
Coding region: 1-864 (287 amino acids)
Biological process (GO): rRNA (guanine-N7)-methylation
Cellular component (GO): nucleolus
Molecular function (GO): rRNA (guanine) methyltransferase activity
Source: RefSeq, a predicted model, not a curated record
AUGGUUAGACCUGAGAUACAGGCACCUCCUGAUGUGUUUUAUAAUGAUAGAGAAGCUAAAAAAUAUGCUAGUUGCAGUAGAAUUCUUGAAAUACAAACUAGAAUGUCUGAAAGGGCAAUUGAAUUACUAUUAUUACCUCAAAAACCUUGUAUGAUUUUAGAUAUAGGAUGUGGUACUGGAAUCAGUGGUUCAGUAUUGGAAGAGUAUGGACAUUAUUGGAUUGGUAUUGACAUUAGUAGAAAUAUGCUUAAUAUGCUAGAUAUAUAUGAACCUGACUCUGAAUCCUCUGGAGAUGCCCUAUUAGCUGAUAUGGGUGAGGAUAUUAGAUUUAGACCGGGGGUAUUUGAUGGAGCAAUAAGUAUAUCAGCUAUUCAAUGGCUUUGUAAUGCAGACUCCAAAGAACACGAACCCUACCAGAGAUUACUUAUCUUUUUUCAAUGGCUUUUUAUAUCACUAAAUAGAGGUUCAAGAGCUAUCUUUCAAUUUUAUCCUGAUUCAUCAUCACAAGUAGAGAUGAUAACUUCUGCUGCUCUAAAGUGUGGUUUUGGAGGUGGGCUACUAGUUGAUUUUCCCAACUCAACAAAGGCAAAAAAGUACUUCUUGUGUUUAUGGGCUGGAUUUAAUCCAAACAUUCAAGAUUUAAAACCAAACUUAACUAAUGAGGAUGAAAAACAGUACAAUACUAUUAGACAUGAACCUAGGUCAAGAGGAAUUUUAAAGAAUAAAGGUCGUAGAGGGAAAGAUAAUGUAAGGGUGAAAUCAAAAGAAUGGAUACUUGAGAAGAAAAAAGUACAAAGAUUAAAAGGUCAUAAUGUAAGGCCAGAUUCAAAAUAUACAGGAAGGAAGCGAGCAAAUGGAUUUUAA